This is a messenger RNA of Phialemonium atrogriseum, 696 nucleotides long. RefSeq lists its product as uncharacterized. Gene Ontology annotation, molecular function: ATP binding; ATP-dependent chromatin remodeler activity. The transcript has 2 exons. Bases 1 to 603 code for a protein of 200 amino acids. The record is from RefSeq and is a predicted model, not a curated record. NCBI's taxonomy places the organism in Eukaryota, Fungi, Ascomycota, Sordariomycetes, Cephalothecales, Cephalothecaceae.
AUGGCGGAGACCAAGAGUGAACGGAUACGUCGCCUCACCAACGAGAUGAUGCCCGCGACGGCCCGGUUGGCCAGCUUGGAUCCAUCACCAACAUUGAUGGUGAGUAAUAUUACAGACCAGAUCGUGGCCGGUAUAGGUCUGUUGGACACUUCCUCAGAUGCCACCACCUCACUGCGUCCUGCUGCCGAGGAUUCAGCGGCGAACGAGCAAGAGGAAGAAAGCGAUUACGAAUGUUCUACAUAUUCCGACGACGAAGAGGAAGGUGAAAGCGAUGAGACGUUUGAUGCGCCACCUCUGCUGGGAUACCUGAGAAAUAUUCGCGGUGCUAUCGUCGAGAAACAUAAACCUCGAAGCCUUAGUCAGGUCCGGGGACUCAAGUCCCACAUCAACCCCUUCCCACACCAACAGCGAGCCGCGGCAGUAGCUGUACAAGCAGGAGAAACUGAAUUUAAAGGCUUCAUUCUUGCGGACCCGCCCGGGCUUGGGAAGACCCUUCCGGCGUUGAUGGCGAUAGCUGCGAAGUUCCGUGAGGGGGGCGGGCCCUCCGUGGUCGUUGCACCGUUGAGCUGCUGCCGGCAGUGGAUGAGCGAGAUGGACUCGUAGUUUGACGGGACAAGGUGAGCUUUAUUCUACCCAACGUGUUUGUAUACCUGUGCUGAUGAGAGAUAUAGAGCAGAAUGCCAGCAAGAUUCCUAG